AUGGCCGACCAGCCCGACUGGGUGACGCUCGUGUCCGCCGACGGUCACCGCUUCAUCCUCCCGCGCACGGCCGCCCUCGGGUCCGACUUCCUGUCCAACACGCUCUCUGCCGACUUCCUCGAGUCGGCGACCGGCGUCGUGCGCCUCCCCGAGAUGCGCGCAGAGGUCGUCGAAAAGGUGUGCGAGUACCUCGUGUACAAGGAAAAGUACAAGGCCACAAAGGGCGAGAUCCCCGACUUCAAGGAACGCGUCAAGCCCGAAAUCGCCCUCGAGCUGUUGAUGGCGAGCGACUACCUCGAGUGUUGA
Molecule: messenger RNA, 306 nt
Organism: Rhodotorula graminis WP1
Lineage: Eukaryota; Fungi; Basidiomycota; Microbotryomycetes; Sporidiobolales; Sporidiobolaceae
Exons: 4
Coding region: 1-306 (101 amino acids)
Biological process (GO): ubiquitin-dependent protein catabolic process
Cellular component (GO): elongin complex
Molecular function (GO): protein-macromolecule adaptor activity
Source: RefSeq, a predicted model, not a curated record